AUGUAUGAUCCUUACAUUCUUAGCAAGAGGGGCGAUCCUCAUCAACUUAAUUCAUUUUACAUCUUUCAAGUAGUAGCUAAGUUGGUGGGUCUUGUUGUGAAUUUUCUUGGAUCUCAUGCUACUUUGGUUGAUGUUCUGG
Racocetra persica is the source of this 139-nucleotide messenger RNA. NCBI's taxonomy places the organism in Eukaryota, Fungi, Glomeromycota, Glomeromycetes, Diversisporales, Gigasporaceae. The record is from the annotation of a GenBank genome assembly.